UUGCUAAGGUUAGGCUUUUCAGAGCGGGAGAAAGGAACCAUCCAAUACGCUCUCAUGGCGGCCACGGAUUCCGUUCAGUGUUUCGGGCGCAAAAAAACUGUUGUUGCAGUAACCCACUGCAAACGAGGCAGGGGUCUCAUCAAGAUCAAUGGCUGCCCCAUUGAGCUCGUGGAGCCGGAGAUUCUCCACUACAAAGCAUACGAGCCAAUCCUAUUGCUCGGUCGUCAGCGCUUUGCAGGAGUUGAUAUGAGGAUUAGGGUACGCGGUGGUGGUCACACCUCGCAAAUCUACGCGAUCCGCCAGAAUAUCGCCAAAGCCCUUGUUGCUUACUAUCAGAAAUACGUAGACGAGCAGGCGAAGAAGGAAAUCAAGGAUAUCCUCGGCAGGUACGAAAGGACCCUCCUUGUCGCUGACCCAAGGCGCUGCGAGCCCAAGAAGUUUGGUGGUCGUGGAGCUCGCGCACGUUUCCAGAAGUCGUACCGUUGAGAGGAGAAGAGUAAGGGAGGGGAGAAUGAAUUCGAAGAGGUUUUCAUCUCUUCUACUUUUUGCUUGCUUUAUAUUUUAGUUGCAGCAUUGCUGAACAGGUAUAUAA
Messenger RNA from Telopea speciosissima, 592 nucleotides. Its product is annotated as 40S ribosomal protein S16-like. The record is from RefSeq and is a predicted model, not a curated record. Gene Ontology annotation, molecular function: RNA binding; structural constituent of ribosome. Bases 55 to 486 code for a protein of 143 amino acids. NCBI's taxonomy places the organism in Eukaryota, Viridiplantae, Streptophyta, Magnoliopsida, Proteales, Proteaceae. The transcript has a single exon. Gene Ontology annotation, cellular component: ribosome; cytosolic small ribosomal subunit. Gene Ontology annotation, biological process: maturation of SSU-rRNA from tricistronic rRNA transcript (SSU-rRNA, 5.8S rRNA, LSU-rRNA); translation.